AUGCUGACAGAGAACCUGACAGAGAACCUGACAGAGAACCUGACAGAGAACCUGACAGAGAACCUGACAGAGGACCUGACAGAGAACCUGACAGAGGACCUGACAGAGAACCUGACAGAGAACCUGACAGAGAACCUGACAGAGAACCUGACAGAGAACCUGACAGAGAACCUGACAGAGGACCUGACAGAGGACCUGACAGAGAACCUGACAGAGAACCUGACAGAGGACCUGACAGAGAACCUGACAGAGGACCUGACAGAGAACCUGACAGAGGACCUGACAGAGAACCUGACAGAGGACCUGACAGAGAACCUGACAGAGGACCUGACAGAGGACCUGACAGAGAACCUGACAGAGAACCUGACAGAGGACCUGACAGAGAACCUGACAGAGAACCUGACAGAGAACCUGACAGAGAACCUGACAGAGAAACUGACAGAGGACCUGACAGAGAACCUGACAGAGAACCUGACAGAGGACCUGACAGAGAACCUGACAGAGAACCUGACAGAGGACCUGACAGAGAACCUGACAGAGGACCUGACAGAGAACCUGACAGAGGACCUGACAGAGAACCUGACAGAGGACCUGACAGAGAACCUGACAGAGAACCUGACAGAGAACCUGACAGAGAACCUGACAGAGGACCUGACAGAGGACCUGACAGAGGACCUGACAGAGAACCUGACAGAGAACCUGACAGAGGACCUGACAGAGGACCUGACAGAGAACCUGACAGAGAACCUGACAGAGAACCUGACAGAGGACCUGACAGAGGACCUGACAGAGAACCUGACAGAGAACCUACAGCUUUCAUAA
Messenger RNA from Knipowitschia caucasica, 822 nucleotides. Lineage: Eukaryota; Metazoa; Chordata; Actinopteri; Gobiiformes; Gobiidae. The record is from the annotation of a GenBank genome assembly.